AUGUCUACUACACCAUCGAAAUUGUUGCCAGUAGCAUCAGAUCGAUGGGCUGGUCUGUGUGGUGAAUUUAUAGAGAAACUGUUGAAUUUGGGUGUCGAAACUGGCGCCAUCAUCGCAACGAAGAAUCCCAACCGAGUUGACCUAAAGAAGGGACUUCUUAACGCCACUCGCGGGAGAUCGCUAACGCAUUUUGUAAGGUACCUAGGACCUACGGAGAAGCAGCACUUAAAGGCAAUGAUACACAUGGAAUGUCCAGUCAUCUGCCCAAACCGGAAGGUCAUGCUACCCCCGGUGGAAUCCAUGCCGAGUAAUGUCAUGAAAUCGGCAAAAAAACUGCGUAACUUCUUCGGAGUGCCCGAGGCCCAGAUAUGCCGUGGAUGCGUCAAACGUGUCAGAUGCAGGAGGUACCAACAAGUAGAGAGGGACCUUCCUGAUCUCAGUGACAUUACCGCCGUUCUCAUUGGAGUCUACUCCACUUGUAAAAUAUACAUGCAAGGCUCGGACCUAGUAGUACCACAAUCAUCACUUAAGGAGCUUUCGUCGGUCUCAUCUGUUGUGGAUUCACUGUCAUCUUUCCUUCAAGCGUCACCACAGCGCGUAGACCAUGAGCAAGUGGAUGGCGAAAAUGCAAAACGAUUGGUUCAAAAACAUGCAAAAUUGAAGGAGGCGAAACGGCUUGAGAUGUUGAAGGAAAAGGUUUUCAACAUGCCGGCGGGUUUCGGGGCGAUGCCUUCGGCUGAGACAUACAUGGCAAGCUUCCAACGAGAUCUGUACAACAAGCUGAACAAAAACAACGCCAAAGGAAAAGAAGACGAUUCCUUGUGGGUGGAGGAUCAUGGAGACACUACGCUAGACCAUGAUGAGGGUGCGGAUUUGCUUGAAGGGCUACACAAAUUGAAUGCGGCCAAAAAAGCUGUGACCCGAGUUACGCGGUUUCCAGAUGUUUCACUACCGGAGCACGUCCAUCAGUUGCAUCCAUCGUCUACACAUUUUAGGAUGGACUACGAAGCUCCAAUCGGGACCGACGUCGAUCUUUUGAGAUACGACAUGGUGAACGACAAGUUUAUCCAGGGUGUAAAAGUGAACGCUAAAGGAAGGGUAGUUGUGGACCUUGAUACCCAUGUACCGGCAACUGGGAGUGACGACACCGAUUUAGCGCCCGGUAUUGAAUCUUACCGUGCAGUCACGGCACAAAAGGCAGGUAACUAUUCGUCACUUUUGAACAACAUACGUUCCAAUCUCGUUGGCCUGCCUUUUUUGAAAAAAGUGCAGUACAACUACCAAUGUCAGAGCUCUGGUGGUAAGGAUAACCUGGGACGUGGUAGCAAUCAGGACGAAGAGUCGACGCUUUCAGAUCUUGCUGUGGCACUAAACUCGCAUGAAUCGUAA
Messenger RNA from Babesia ovata, 1389 nucleotides. RefSeq lists its product as uncharacterized. The transcript is spliced from 5 exons. The record is from RefSeq and is a predicted model, not a curated record. Lineage: Eukaryota; Apicomplexa; Aconoidasida; Piroplasmida; Babesiidae. Bases 1 to 1389 code for a protein of 462 amino acids.